Molecule: messenger RNA, 1205 nt
Organism: Drosophila ficusphila
Lineage: Eukaryota; Metazoa; Arthropoda; Insecta; Diptera; Drosophilidae
Product: high affinity cAMP-specific and IBMX-insensitive 3',5'-cyclic phosphodiesterase 8-like
Exons: 3
Coding region: 831-1205 (124 amino acids)
Source: RefSeq, a predicted model, not a curated record
AUAUAGAUAUAUACAUACAUAUGUGGAGUCGGGUCGGAACGGGUCGGUCGUACAUAUUUUGCAAUAUCUUGUGCGUCAACAACAGCAACAACAUCCGUUCUAUGAACGUGACCCCCGCGCAUUAAAAUAAAUUCUAAUUUGUGGAAGAAAGAGCAGCGAAAAUGUUUUGUUAUUGUUAUUGCGAAGAAGUGUCGUGUGUGUGAGUGUUCUAGUGUCUGCUUGUAUGAGUGUGUGUGUGUGUACGGGGCAAUAUUUUAUUAUGAGUGCGUGUGUCUGCCCAUUGUGCUCAUGUGUAUUUGUUUAAUUUAUAUCUAGAGUCUGAUAUAAAUAUUAAAAUAAAAAGAAAUACGUAUACAUGCCUAUGUGCAUAAAAUAUCAGAAGCAACAGGCAGCAAAACCAAAAGCAACAACUACCAGCCAAACGACAAAUUUUUGCAUUGUGUGAAACAUGUGACCAGUAUCUCUGCUGGCCAUCAGUCAAUCAAUCAGCAGACCGCAGCCCAAAAAUGUUUCAAUUAUGUUAUCGCCAGCAACAACGACAUCGUCCAGAAUCGAAACCAUCGAACCAGAGCAGAACCAGCAGAACCAGCAGCAACCACAAGAAGGCAGCAGCACUGCCAAGGCCAAAAGCGUUGGUGGAGCGAGCAGCGUAAGCCGUGCCAUCGAAAUCCCGGCAAUCCCAGCAAUCCUCCGCAGAGCAAGGACACUCACAGAGAGGAGACUAAAACCGAAAUCACAAGGCAACCAAGAGCAAUUUAGCAUAGCAACCGCAAAGGAAUUGGCCAGGCAAUUGCAGCAAUCGGAGCAGCAACCAGAAGCAGGACUUCGCCAUGGGUUGUUCGCCGAGCACCCUGCCCGCCCCCUCCGCCUCCGCCUCGGCCGCCGGUGGCCAGUCCGCCGAGCGGGGAUCCCUGCCCCUGGACGCCUCUGAGAAGGACGAGAGCCGGCUGUUCUGCAUCAAGCUGCGCCGCAGUCGCCUGCGUCGCUGCAGCUGCGGCGGCGUGACCUUGCAGCCGCCCAGCGACGGCAACGGCAGCACCACCGGCGACAACCUCUGCGGCCAGGUGCUCCUCAAUCCGCUGCAGACCAAGAGCGAGGCCGACUACGAAAAGCUGAGCACCGGCAAAAAGGACUCGAUUGUGACGGUGGCCGCGCUGGGCAACUUCACACACAGCGUGGUGCGACGAGCCACUGGCAGUAAGUAG